AUGAGAUUAUCUUUCAUCACCGGAGCUCUGGCUCUCAUCUCCAGUGUCACUAGUUUGGCACUACAAGUCAGAGAAGAACCACCAGCUCCCAUAUCAGGAAGUGGCACUUUCGCAGCUGCUUUACUCGCGAAAAGAGCGAAUCCAUGGGCAGCACGCCACGGGCUCACCACCGCUCAAUACCAGACUGUCGCCAAUGAUUUCGCUUCCCAAGGAUACCGUAUCACCUGGAUUAGUGGCUACACGAUCAACAACGUGGCUACCUACGCCGUCAUUUUCGAAAAGAAACCCACUGCAGCAUGGGUAUCCAGGAUCCAAAUGACAGCCGCCCAAUACCAAAGCAACUUCAACACGUACAUCGCUCAGGGCUACCGUCCAAUCCUCGUAAACGGCUACAACGUAGGCGGAACAGACUACUACGUCGCCAUCUGGGACGCUUCCCCCGCCCCCGGCGCCUGGAUCGCCCGUCACGGCCUCACAGCCGCCGACUACCAAACCCAAUUCACAGCCAACACAGCAGCAGGCUACUACCCCUUCCACAUCUCCGGCUACUCCAUCGGACCAGACGCCACUUCCUCUCCACGCUACGCAGCCAUCUGGAUCAAAAUCCCCAACGCCCCCGCCUGGGUCGCGCGCCACGGCCUCACGUCCGCGGCGUACCAGACGGAGACGAAUACCUGGGUGGCCCAGAACUACCGCACGAAGAUUGUGUGUGGAUACCAGGUCGCGGGCGUGGUUUAUUAUGCGGCGGUUUGGGAUAAGAGUGCUGGUUCGGCGUGGGGUGCGAGACAUGGGAUGACGAGUGCUGGGUAUCAGGCGGAGGUUAAUACGUGGGUUGCGGCUGGUUAUGCUAUCACGCUUGUUAGUGGAUAUAGUCAGAGUCAGAGUGAUCGGUAUGCUGCUAUUUUUACGAAGGUUUAG
This is a messenger RNA of Glarea lozoyensis ATCC 20868, 918 nucleotides long. RefSeq lists its product as uncharacterized. The transcript has 2 exons. The record is from RefSeq and is a predicted model, not a curated record. The coding region runs from base 1 to 918 and encodes 305 amino acids. Lineage: Eukaryota; Fungi; Ascomycota; Leotiomycetes; Helotiales; Helotiaceae.